AUGGCAACGGAUUUUUUCGCCCUGUGCGACACGUUCAGGCUCGAACGGGACGAUGGGAAACGCACGACGAACGUUGAACCGUCGAGACCGUUGAGCGAUAAAGUGGAUAAAGUCAUGGUUGGAGGCGACGACGAUCACGAGGUAUCGUGCUCGAGCGAGCGAGCGAGAGAGGUUGACGAGAACGUGUUCGAUGAAGCGUGGGAGCGUCUGCGCGAUUGGCGAGACGGAAAAGACGGCGAAGCGAGCGUGGAUGAGUUUCACUCGUUGGUCGUCUCUCUGGCUGCGCGGCCGCAGGCGCGGUUCCAAUGUCUCGUCGCGGCACUGAUGAGCGUGCAGUGCCUCGACCGAGUCGCGUUGAGGGCUUUUCAGCGAUUGCGAGAUGAUCACAUGAGCGGUGAUGUCACGAUAGAGCGCGUUCGGAAGAUGGACAGAGCCACGCUCGAGUCAGCACUGAAAACGCUCAACUUGUGGCGAGCAAAAGCAAAAUACAUUAAGGAGUGCUCGGAGGCUAUCCAUUUCAAGUUCCGCGAUACCGUACCAAGAACUGUGGGCGCGCUUAAGACAUUACCUGGCGUGGGGGACAAACUCGCGCACUUGGUCGCGUCCGUAAGCUACGACGAGAGUUCUGCGCAGUAUGCCGGCGUCGUCGUCGACACACACGUCCAGAGAGUCUCCAGAAGGUUGGGAUGGGUAGGAAAAUGUGAUGAUCCCGAGCGCGUGCGUAUGAAACUGCAGGCCAGAGUGCAUCGCGACGAUUGGGAGGAGCUCACGCUCGGUUUGAUUGCGUUAGGACAGAACGUGUGUCACUCUCGAAAUCCAGCGUGCGAUCGUUGUCCUUUGCGAACGCGAUGCCCGGCGGCGCCCCGCGCGGUUGAAAUCGACAUAGAAUAG
Messenger RNA from Ostreococcus tauri, 891 nucleotides. Its product is annotated as Endonuclease III-like, iron-sulphur cluster loop motif. Gene Ontology annotation, cellular component: nucleus. Gene Ontology annotation, biological process: nucleotide-excision repair; base-excision repair, AP site formation; base-excision repair. Gene Ontology annotation, molecular function: 4 iron, 4 sulfur cluster binding; DNA-(apurinic or apyrimidinic site) endonuclease activity; oxidized pyrimidine nucleobase lesion DNA N-glycosylase activity. The record is from RefSeq and is a predicted model, not a curated record. NCBI's taxonomy places the organism in Eukaryota, Viridiplantae, Chlorophyta, Mamiellophyceae, Mamiellales, Bathycoccaceae. The transcript has a single exon. The coding region runs from base 1 to 891 and encodes 296 amino acids.